Molecule: messenger RNA, 3120 nt
Organism: Diabrotica balteata
Lineage: Eukaryota; Metazoa; Arthropoda; Insecta; Coleoptera; Chrysomelidae
Source: the annotation of a GenBank genome assembly
AUGCCUGAUGUUCGAAGAGAUUCCACUUUUGGAGCAGAGGAUACAGAUUUAAUUACACUACCCGUACCAGAAGGUUUCGCAGAUAGCCGAAGAGCAAGCCAGGUUCAACAUCAAAAUAACGAACCCACUACAGAGAAAAUACUCGUUGAAACAGCAACGACUUUGAUGAAAAUGGAAAUGGAACAAAAUACAAUCAAAGAAGAAAAAGAAAAGGAAGAAAGAGAAGAAAGAUGUUUGCACCAGAAAUCAAAGCCAGAUGUAGUUGAUUGCGCUGAAAGAAAUGCUACUGCAGUCGAUGACGAAAAAGAAUGCAGUAGCAUUUUGUCGGCUAUGUCUAAUGAGGAAGUAAGCAUUACGUCUGAGAUACUGGACCAAAAAUCAUUUAUACCGCGCAAAGAUAGUGAAGGCGAAGACAUGAACGGACACAUUUGCCACAUCGAUUCUCCAGAAACUGACACUUACCAUUCCACAUCGGAUGUCAUCCAUGGUGAGUCUUUAAUGGACGAUAUUAGUUCCAUGUUAGGUGAAGUGUAUGGAUACGGAAUGGAUAGUGUUGAGAAUACUUAUACUGACGACACGACGUUGUUUCCGAGCGAUAUAGAACGUAAAUUGAGCUUAAAGAGGGAUUCUCUAGAACGAAAGCAAUCUAUGGAAAGGAAACGUCGUACUUCGAAAUCUAAAUUAGAAAGUGCUUUAAGCGUUGAAGAAGACACGCAGUUUGGAUUUGAAAAUAGAGCGUUCAUGCCGCAACAUUCCUACAUAGACAAUAAAUUGGAGCCUGAUCAGCAACGGUAUUGUAGCUUGGCACAGUUUGUAGAAGGUAAUGAUAUCGCCCGGAGGUCAUUUAAACGACAUCGAUCUUCCACGAAAAUAUCUAAGACUGAAGCUAAUGUUACCAGACAAACUACUUUAUUAGAGGAGACUGAAGUUGUUUCACCCAGUUUAAGAGCUAGUCAAACUAGCCUCAAUAAGCUCCAAAAAGAGUUAUCCAAUCAAAGUUUAACAUUGCUAGAUGAUAAAGAUAAGGACGAGACGUGUAAAUUUCCCCAAGUAAGCGUAAUAGUAGAACCCCCGUCUCCCGUCCUCACCGAACAAAUACGCUCCGAACGCUUGGAGCAUAUUCGCGUAGAAAUUGAUGGCGAACUAGAUCCCGACCUUGAGCUGCUCUGUUCUAAGGCUGACCGACUGAGCGACAAAAUAAGCGACAAAAGUACCAGUAACAACAGUUCCAACUCCAACCUUUUGGGGAUCAGUCCUGAGAAUUUUCUUACGAGAUCCCCAGCUGCAACGAGAAGGAUUUCCUGUUGCAGUAUGUUAAAUCCUGCAGAAGCAGCUGCGUUGGCAGCGGCAGCUGCAGUUGGCAGCAAGUUCUACGAGGCGACUUCAGAAAAGAAAGAUCCUGACAAAAGAGAAGAGAAGGAAAACAGAAAGUUGCCUAUCAUCAAUCCCCUAGUACGGCUACCAACUUGGCCAAAUGUUAACACUGGAGGCGGAUUUAUUAGCAAGUGCCUCCUAGCCAAUGCGGAUACAUUAUGUGCAGCUGUGAGUCCUCUAAUCGACCCUGAUGAGACACUUUCGGAAGGUUUCUACGAACGUUGCGUAAUGAACAAUUACUUUGGAAUAGGUAUCGAUGCAAAAAUUUCUUUAGAUUUUCAUCACAAACGAGAAGAACAUCCCGAGAAAUGUCGAUCACGAGCUAAAAAUUAUAUGUGGUAUGGAGUAUUGGGUAGUAAACAGUGGUUGCAGAAAACUUACAAAAAUUUGGAGCAAAGGGUUCAACUUGAAUGCGAUGGUCAAAGAAUACCAUUACCAAGCCUUCAAGGAAUUGUAAUACUAAACAUUCCAAGUUUUAUGGGUGGAAUAAAUUUUUGGGGAGGCACAAAAGAGGGUGAUAUAUUUUUGGCGCCUUCUUUCGAUGACAAAAUACUAGAAGUUGUUGCUGUAUUUGGAUCCGUACAAAUGGCAGCUUCUAGACUAAUAAAUCUCCAGCAUCACCGAAUAGCUCAGUGUCAAAGCAUUCAAAUUAACAUUUUAGGAGACGAAGGUGUUCCCAUUCAAGUGGACGGUGAGGCUUGGAUCCAACCUCCAGGCAUCAUUCGCAUUCUGCACAAAAACCGAAUGCAAAUGUUAUGUAGAAAUCGUUCCCUUGAAAACUCACUAAAAAGCUGGGAAGAGAAACGUCGACAAAGUUUAUCAGCUCAAGGAGCUAAACCUCGCCCAUCAAUAUCACACGACAAAGGGCGUUCAAGUCUUACCAGGCAAUCUAUGCCCGCUCACGAGAAAUCUUUCUUGGGUGUCAAUAUCGAAAAAAUUCGUCAACACUCAUUUAGUGGAGCUGUACCUACUCAACAUAUCGAAAAAGAAAAGUUAACAGUUACAUUUGUCGAUAAGCCGAUAGAUCCAGCUGAGCCCGAUUUACUCUUCAGUGAGGAAGAACAUUAUUUACUAAUCAAUUUUAUUGAAUGCGUAACGACACUUACGAAAUGGAUAAAAAUACUAGCUAUAAGAUAUCAAUUAGAAAUCGACCUUUAUUCUUUUGCUAAUAACGUCGAUUCCUGCCUGGAGAAAAUCCACCCCAACGGUAAGAUACUUGAAGGGCCGCAGCUGCGAGAAGAAUUCACCAAAUUAGUAGCAGCUGUCAAACAUCUCUACGAAGAAAGUUGUUGCUUACUACACGAUAGGGGAGACAAGCUUAAAUUAAGAGACGAUCUCGAAAACAAACUAAGCGCUAGUUUAGCGAAUACGGAACUGGAAAUGAGAAAAUGUGUAAUGUACGAUACUUCUUCGGGCAGUUUGGUAUUCUUGCAGCCUCUUCAAGGAGAUCAAGAACAUAAAAGAAAGGGAUUAUUUUGGCUCAAAUUCCGAGCUAAAGGUUCCGGGUCUUCCCAACAACAAUCCUCCCAAAAGCGGGAGGUCGCCUCCUGGAGCACUCAGGAAGUGGCUACGUGGUUGGAAACGUUACAACUUUCCGAAUACGUGGAGAGUUUCGAGAAAAAUGACAUUCGCGGUCGUGAGCUACUCACCCUCGCCAGACGAGAUCUCAAGGACUUGGGUGUCACAAAGGUGGGUCACGUCAAAAGAAUACUGCAAGCCAUUAAGGAUUUGACACAAGGUUUAUAA